ACGUUCUUGUCCCAGAAUGCUGCCUGGUAAACAGACAUGGAAGCACCUGGUGAAGACCUCCACAGUCACUGAGCACUACACUCGCUCUUUGAACUGAUCUUCAUUUUCAAUACACCCUAAAGCCUGCGCCUUUGUUCUCUCUGGCACUCUACCGGGACCUCUGAAGUCCAGGGCAUUGAUUCCCUCACCAGCUUGUGUGGCAGUCUGGAAUCACCAAAGCUGAUGAGGAUCUACUGACUUGACCAGUGUUGUUCCAAUUUUUACUUUUGACAAGCGGAAAGAAUGUCGGAAAGGGCCGAUGAUGACGUCAGGGGGGAGCAGCAGCAGCGCAGAGCGGCCAGGCUGAAGCAGCAGCAGACACAGCUCCAGCGGGGAGAAGCCUCCACAGCAAUGGCGACUGUGGCGGAGCGCAGAUCCCUGCCUAGUCCUGAAAUAAUGCUGGGACAGCCUUGGAGCAGCUGGGUCGAUGCUGUGAAACUCUACGGGAGCGACGGUACAGAAUUGGAAGAAAGUUUGAAAGAGUGCGGGAAAAAUCGCGAAGCCAUGAGACUCUGCAGAGACGACAUGCCCAUCUUUGGCCAAUGUCCUGCACAGGAUGACUUCUACCUGGUCAUGUGCAGCCACUGCAGUCAGGUAGUCAAACCCCAGGCCUUCCAAGCACACUACGAGAGAAGACACAGCUCCAGCAGCAAGCCCCCAUCCAGCUAUCCCGCCCCUGCUGCAUUUGCAAUUUCUCGAAAUAAGGGCAGUGUUGGGGGCGGAGUUGGGGGCGGGACCGUCAGUGGAAGCACACUGGCACGCACCUCCAGCACAAACAGCAGUGUCCCCACUAAAAUCUACAAACCAACCAAAGAGAAGCCUCCUCACCGGAAGCCUCACUUCUCCUAUAGGAUGCUGCAAGAAGAGAGCCCAAUUCUUGCUGUUAAAGUAGAGAAGGUCCCUCUGAAGGUGGAAUCUUCAGCCAAGCUCCCCCACGUGCCCGCCUCUUCUUCCACCUCCACCUCCUCUUCCUCCAAUACUGUGAGCACCUCCCCCCUGAAGUCAGGCCUUAACUUCCCCUCCAUACCAAAGGCUCCUCUGCUGGCCCCUGGUCAGAUCCCUAAUGGAAAGGGCCACCUUUCGUCCCAAGACAAGAAAACGGACAGCAGCAGUGCCAGUAGCAGAAGACCCUUGUACAAGAGACAAGAGCGAGAGUUUAAUCCAGAUAUCCAUUGUGGGGUUGUGGAUAUGACAGCACAUAAGCCAUGCACAAGGUCCUUAACAUGCAAGACACAUUCCAUAAGCCAGAGGAGGGCGGUGCUCGGGCGGCGGCAGCGCUUUGACACGCUGCUCGCUGAGCACAAGAGCAAAGCGCGUGACAAGGAGAUGCACUUCAGGUUGGACCCCUCACACCCAGCACCCCCUCUCAGGGACCCUCCCCACUCCCGCCUCCCACAAGACCCUCACCCGGUCUCCCAUGGCAAUGGCACUGCUGAUGCCACCAAGCCUUUGCUCAAACCCAAACCUCAUAAUUCUGGGCUUCCACGACUUAACAACAGUAACUUUCACAGUGGAGGAGACCCAGCCAUGGCCCACGACCAGGCCCACCUCCACCCGGCCCCUGUUAGUACUGAGAGCAGCCGCCUCUCCAGUGACGAGGGGGAAAACGAGGAGAGGGAGGAAGCAAUGGAGAAACUGGACUGUCAUUAUUCAGGUUACCACCCACGACCAGCUGCUUACUGCACUUUUUGAAGUCGAUUGUACGGUAGAGGAUGUUAUGCGUUGGACCGGCGCUGGGAUCAAGUACGGUGUGCUCUCACCACCAUGCUGGACAAGCAUGUCAACUCACAAAUGUGGAAGAAAAUCCCUCUGGCGUCGGAGAACUCUGCAACAACACCGACAGCCUCUCACCGGACAAGCACAAAUUCCCAUUUCUCAUCAUCCUCCAUUUCUGCAGGCUUUCUCAGCUUGUCUUUCGCCGCCGCUUAUGAUAGCAAGCCUGUCCUGUCGUACGGCACUACCCUGAACGCCCGCUCUUCUCCGCAAGCCUCUGCAAGCGAGCAGCCCGCCUACAGUGGCGCUUCUAGACAAGUGUCAGCCUCAUCACCCCAGAUGCCUUCAGCCCACUUGUCCUCGCUACCCUCGUUGGACAUGCCCAUCUUUGGCCAAUGUCCUGCACAGGAUGACUUCUACCUGGUCAUGUGCAGCCACUGCAGUCAGGUAGUCAAACCCCAGGCCUUCCAAGCACACUACGAGAGAAGACACAGCUCCAGCAGCAAGCCCCCAUCCAGCUAUCCCGCCCCUGCUGCAUUUGCAAUUUCUCGAAAUAAGGGCAGUGUUGGGGGCGGAGUUGGGGGCGGGACCGUCAGUGGAAGCACACUGGCACGCACCUCCAGCACAAACAGCAGUGUCCCCACUAAAAUCUACAAACCAACCAAAGAGAAGCCUCCUCACCGGAAGCCUCACUUCUCCUAUAGGAUGCUGCAAGAAGAGAGCCCAAUUCUUGCUGUUAAAGUAGAGAAGGUCCCUCUGAAGGUGGAAUCUUCAGCCAAGCUCCCCCACGUGCCCGCCUCUUCUUCCACCUCCACCUCCUCUUCCUCCAAUACUGUGAGCACCUCCCCCCUGAAGUCAGGCCUUAACUUCCCCUCCAUACCAAAGGCUCCUCUGCUGGCCCCUGGUCAGAUCCCUAAUGGAAAGGGCCACCUUUCGUCCCAAGACAAGAAAACGGACAGCAGCAGUGCCAGUAGCAGAAGACCCUUGUACAAGAGACAAGAGCGAGAGUUUAAUCCAGAUAUCCAUUGUGGGGUUGUGGAUAUGACAGCACAUAAGCCAUGCACAAGGUCCUUAACAUGCAAGACACAUUCCAUAAGCCAGAGGAGGGCGGUGCUCGGGCGGCGGCAGCGCUUUGACACGCUGCUCGCUGAGCACAAGAGCAAAGCGCGUGACAAGGAGAUGCACUUCAGGUUGGACCCCUCACACCCAGCACCCCCUCUCAGGGACCCUCCCCACUCCCGCCUCCCACAAGACCCUCACCCGGUCUCCCAUGGCAAUGGCACUGCUGAUGCCACCAAGCCUUUGCCCCUCAAACCCAAACCUCAUAAUUCUGGGCUUCCACGACUUAACAACAGUAACUUUCACAGUGGAGGAGACCCAGCCAUGGCCCACGACCAGGCCCACCACUCCCACCCGGCCCCUGUUAGUACUGAGAGCAGCCGCCUCUCCAGUGACGAGGGGGAAAACGAGGAGAGGGAGGAAGCAAUGGAGAAACUGGACUGUCAUUAUUCAGGUUACCACCCACGACCAGCUGCUUACUGCACUUUUGGAAGUCGAUUGUACGGUAGAGGAUGUUAUGCGUUGGACCGGCGCUGGGAUCAAGUACGGUGUGCUCUCACCACCAUGCUGGACAAGCAUGUCAACUCACAAAUGUGGAAGAAAAUCCCUCUGGCGUCGGAGAACUCUGCAACAACACCGACAGCCUCUCACCGGACAAGCACAAAUUCCCAUUCUUCCUCAUCAUCCUCCAUUUCUGCAGGCUUUCUCAGCUUGUCUUCGUCGCCGCCUUAUGAUAGCAAGCCUGUCCUGUCGUACGGCACUACCCUGAACGCCCGCUCUUCUCCGCAAGCCUCUGCAAGCGAGCAGCCCGCCUACAGUGGCGCUUCUAGACAAGUGUCAGCCUCAUCACCCCAGAUGCCUUCAGCCCACUUGUCCUCGCUACCCUCGUUGGGCUCCAACCGUCCCCUCAAAUCCCGAUCUGGUACAAAGUCCUUUAGGGCUCGGGAGCCAUCCUCCAGCCUAAGUAACUCUGUCGUCAAGGGUAGUAAUAGUAGCAGUGUUAGCGUCAGCGGAAGUGCGAGCGGAAGCCUCAGUUCGGGAAAGAAGCGGAAAAACAGUUCCCUGCUAACCUCCCAUAACACUUACACCUCGGAAUCAUCCUCAUCCUCCUCUUUUAAGAAGAACUGCGCAGUAAACGUGGGCAGCCUGGGCAGUGCCUAUCAUUCCUCACUCGCCUCCACCCCCACUUCGUCUUCAUCGUCAUCAGCGUCGUCGUCAUCCCACAGUGGGGUGUACAGUGUGGGGGUAAACUGCACCCCAGGCAGGGCCAACUCUCUGAGCUUGAAGCAGGAAUCGACGGGACGUGGCCCUCCUUCUGGCAGCCCCGCUGAGUCUAUUAAACGCAUGAGUGUGGUGAUGAACAGCAGCGACUCCACCCUCUCCCUCGGGCCGUUUGUUCACCAGAGUAACGAUCAUCACGCAGAGGCACGUCUAGAAGCCAAACGGAGGAAGGGUUCGCCUGGCUCGAGUAGCCUCAACAGCACAGCGUCUGGAGCGGGGGGAGGAGGAGGACAAGGUCCUGGCAGGCCCAAAAUGGCCAAGUCUCCAUCAAUCAACAACAUCCACAGCAAGCACGCUCGCUCUAUACCCAGACCGCCAGGGCUCCCAAACAAUUCCCUCAUACAUCAGCCAAAGGCUCGUCCCUGACACCGGUGUGGAGGCUCUGAGCGUGCUGAGCAGUAGGCUGGACCCAGAGCUCCCUCAGCCCCCUCAUGCCACUCUGCACGAGGCCUUCUUUUUCUCUUACUCUUCCCACAAUCCUCAGGGUGGAAUGCACACUGGGUGGCCCAUUUGAUGUCCUUCGUGGGGAUUUCCUCCCAAAGCCAUGCAGGGGCACUCUCCUGGGAUAGGAUAAUAAGCCAGAGAGAUCUAGUUCUCCUGUCGGUGGUUAUAACGAAUCUAUACAAUGCACCAUUGGGUACAACGCCUGCUGCGUAGAGCUACCCAGCCUGAGCACUUACGCUGGGGUCUGAAGGUACAGAUUUGGGCUGGUACGUAGCCUCACCAACACUACCAGGCAUAGGAGGGAUGGGCAACACAAACAAGAUGAGUUCUGUGUGGGCUACUGGAAACUGAAAUCCUACUCAGCCUGGGAGGAAGUGUACAGGAGAGGAACAUCCCUACAGUAGACACACAAUCAACUUAAGUUAAUCAUAACACGCGAAGGCUGAGUAAGAUCGAGCUACGCUCACUGCAGAUAGACCAUGACAGGAGUGGAGUUUCAACACGAGCAACCUAAACUUAAAAGAUUAUGCAAACUAGACAUUUUUACACCACAUUUUGUUUACAGGCUAGCAAAUGUAUAGCAAACAGAACAAAAUACCAUUUAUCAUACACCUUUUUGUUUUUGGAGAGAAAUGAAUCAUGUUUAAAUUUAGAGUUUUGUUUUAUUUCAAGGGAAUUUUUAUGAACUUUGUCUAAAGGAGUUACUUUUUUUACAGAACAAUCCAACCCUGACUUGAACUCUAACACCCUGCAUUACCUAAAGCACUUGACCCCCCCACACCUCAUUCGUUUGAAUAAUUUCAGGUUUGUUAGUAGCCUAGCAUGUCUUCACUGAAUCUCUGAGCAACAGUUGUCUCUUGAAGCUCCAAAAAAGAUUCAGUUUUAGGUACAUUAAGGGCUUGAUUCAGUAAAGCUUUUUAGCACAUGCGAAAACAACUGCAGGAACAAAACGAGAGACAGCAGGUGACAUCUCACUUCCUCCAAUUACCCAUUGUAGCACUAAAGAAGCAUGUGCUGAAAUCUUAAUGUACUAAAAUCUGCAGUCUUGCUUGAAAAUGAUUGUAGGAGAGCCAUUUCCUGGUGUCAAUGCCUUAGGCAUUGACACCGUUUCAAUCUCAGAAAAGGGGCUGUUGAGCCAUAGAGCGACAUUACAGACACACUAUCAUCUCGGCAAUGGAGCAGACACAUAUACAGUAGUCUGGCCAUCCCCAUCUCAUGAAAUAACCACUAACUUUUACCGCGACCCAACGUUCCUGCAUUGAUCCGACACGAACCGAAAGAGCUUAGUAGCUGGACGUUCUGAUUUAAAUCUCAUUUUCAUUGUGGGUCUGUCAACUUAAAAAGGCAAUAGAUCCGUUUUUGGCUCGUUGAUCUUCAGAAGAGUUGUUGAGCUAAGUUGGGUCUUCACUUUAAAACUCCUGUAAAUUCCUGAACUCCACUGAUGUCAGUCAGCAAUCGUUGCUGAGAAGUAGAGCAUGAAUUUUUUUUCGUGUGUGCGCGCGUGAGUGUAUUUUUUUCCCUUCGGCUUUUUCGUACACGAAACCGAAUAUAAAUAUUGAAGUAUCCCUAUUUCAGAAAUACAUAUUUUGUUAAAGAAUUGUACAUAUGGAGAUGUAUUUUUGCACAGGCAUUUUCGUAAAACUUUUUGGUACAAUUGAUAUCAUUAUUAUUUAUUUAGUAAAUGGAAACAUUCUAAGAUUAUUAGAAGUGGUUCACUGCCAAGCAAAUAAUGCAAUACGCCACUCUAUCCAAACACCCGCUUCUUGUUAGUCACAUGCCGAGUUACCCCAGAUUGGGAAAUCAUCUACCGCAUAAAUAUAUUUUUAGGUGUUAAUAGUGCUUUCCCCCCCUCCCUCAUAUCUCAAUCCACGAGGUCCGUGAA
Molecule: messenger RNA, 6418 nt
Organism: Pimephales promelas (fathead minnow)
Lineage: Eukaryota; Metazoa; Chordata; Actinopteri; Cypriniformes; Leuciscidae
Source: RefSeq, a predicted model, not a curated record